Molecule: messenger RNA, 2525 nt
Organism: Arvicola amphibius (Eurasian water vole)
Lineage: Eukaryota; Metazoa; Chordata; Mammalia; Rodentia; Cricetidae
Gene: Apba1
Product: amyloid beta precursor protein binding family A member 1
Exons: 12
Coding region: 1-2514 (837 amino acids)
Biological process (GO): chemical synaptic transmission
Cellular component (GO): cytoplasm; dendritic spine; plasma membrane
Molecular function (GO): protein binding; amyloid-beta binding
Source: RefSeq, a predicted model, not a curated record
AUGAACCACUUGGAGGGCUCCGCGGAGGUGGAGGUGCCAGACGAGGCGCCAGGAGGAGAGGUGAACGAGUCCGUCGAGGCCGACCUGGAGCACCCCGAGGUGGAGGAGGAGCAGCAGGCGCCCCCGCAGGCCGCCGGCCUACACGGUGCGGUCGAGGACCCCCGCGCGCAGCUGGCGCGGCAGCAGCAGGAAGAGGAGGAGCGCGGGGAGAGCCUGGCGCGCUCGGCCAGCACCGAGAGCGGCUUCCACAACCACACGGACACGGCCGAGGGCGACGUACUCGCCGCGGCCCGCGAUGGCGGCGGCGCCUACGAGGCGGAACGCGCGCACGACGCCGAGGAUGAGAGCGCCUACGCCGUGCAGUACCGGCCCGAGGCCGAGGAGUACACGGAGCAGGCGGAGGCCGAGCACGCCGAGGCGGCACACCGCCGCGCGCUGCCCAACCACCUGCACUUCCACUCGCUGGAGCACGAGGAGGCCAUGAACGCGGCCUACUCGGGCUACGUCUACACGCACCGGCUCUUCCACCGCGGCGAGGACGAAGCCUACGCGGAGCCCUACGCCGACUACGGCGGCCUCCAGGAACACGUGUACGAGGAGAUCGGGGACGCGCCCGAGCUGGAGGCGCGCGACGGCCUGCGCCUCUACGAGCAGGAGCGCGACGAGGCGGCCGCCUACCGCCAAGAGGCCCUGGGCGCGCGCCUGCACCACUACGACGAGCGCUCGGACGGCGAGUCGGACAGCCCAGAGAAAGAGGCCGAGUUCGCGCCCUACCCGCGCAUGGACAGUUACGAGCAGGAAGAGGACAUCGACCAGAUCGUGGCCGAAGUCAAGCAGAGCAUGAGUUCGCAGAGCCUUGACAAGGCGGCCGAAGAUAUGCCCGAGGCCGAGCAAGACCUCGAGCGCGCCCCCACGCCAGGAGGAGGACACCCCGACAGUCCCGGGCUGCCAGUAUCUGCCGGGCAGCAGCGGGUCGUGGGACCCCCGGGUGGCGGCGAGGCUGGGCAGCGGUACAGCAAGGAGAAGAGAGAUGCCAUCUCGCUGGCCAUCAAGGACAUCAAGGAGGCCAUCGAAGAAGUGAAAACCAGGACCAUUCGUUCGCCUUACACCCCCGACGAACCCAAAGAGCCCAUCUGGGUCAUGCGCCAGGACAUUAGCCCCACGAGGGAUUGUGACGACCAGAGGCCCAUGGAUGGGGAUUCCCCUUCUCCGGGCAGUUCCUCACCUCUGGGUGCUGAGUCAUCAAGCAUAGCCCUUCAUCCCAGUGACCCCACGGAAGCCUCCACAAAUAAAGAGUCAAGAAAAAGCUUGGCUUCAUUCCCAACCUACGUUGAAGUCCCUGGACCUUGUGACCCUGAAGACUUGAUCGAUGGAAUUAUUUUUGCUGCCAAUUACCUUGGCUCCACUCAGCUGCUCUCAGACAAAACUCCCUCCAAAAAUGUACGCAUGAUGCAGGCCCAGGAAGCAGUCAGCCGGAUCAAGACGGCCCAGAAAUUAGCCAAAAGCAGGAAGAAGGCUCCUGAAGGUGAAUCUCAGCCAAUGACUGAGGUGGAUCUCUUCAUUUCUACCCAGAGGAUUAAAGUAUUGAAUGCAGAUACACAGGAGCCUAUGAUGGAUCACCCCCUGAGGACCAUUUCCUACAUCGCAGACAUUGGGAACAUUGUCGUGCUGAUGGCCCGCAGACGGAUGCCCCGGUCCAACUCUCAAGAGAACGUGGAGGCUUCUCACCCAUCCCAGGAUGGAAAAAGACAGUACAAGAUGAUCUGCCAUGUCUUUGAGUCUGAGGAUGCCCAGCUGAUCGCACAGUCCAUAGGGCAGGCAUUCAGUGUGGCGUACCAGGAGUUCCUCAGAGCCAACGGGAUUAACCCUGAAGACCUCAGCCAGAAGGAAUACAGUGACCUGCUCAACACCCAGGACAUGUACAACGAUGACCUGAUCCACUUCUCCAAGUCGGAAAACUGCAAAGAUGUUUUCAUAGAGAAACAGAAAGGAGAAAUCCUGGGAGUUGUGAUUGUAGAGUCCGGCUGGGGAUCCAUUCUCCCCACUGUGAUCAUUGCCAACAUGAUGCACGGAGGCCCUGCCGAGAAGUCAGGGAAGCUGAACAUCGGGGACCAGAUCAUGUCCAUCAACGGCACCAGCCUGGUGGGCCUGCCCCUGUCCACCUGCCAGAGCAUCAUCAAGGGCUUAAAGAACCAGGCGCGGGUAAAGCUGAACAUUGUGAGGUGCCCUCCGGUGACCACAGUGCUAAUAAGGAGGCCGGACCUUCGCUACCAGCUGGGAUUCAGCGUCCAGAAUGGAAUUAUCUGCAGCCUCAUGAGAGGGGGAAUAGCUGAGAGAGGAGGGGUCCGCGUGGGACAUCGGAUCAUUGAAAUCAAUGGCCAGAGUGUCGUAGCCACACCACAUGAGAAGAUCGUCCACAUCCUCUCCAAUGCUGUUGGGGAGAUCCAUAUGAAGACGAUGCCAGCAGCCAUGUACAGACUGCUGACCGCCCAGGAGCAGCCUGUCUACAUCUGAGCCGCCCUCCG